AUGCAGUGUCCCAGCAGAUGCCUCGAGAAACACCAGCGGAAACCCACAGGGAAGAAAUCUCAUUGCUGCUCUGACUGUGGGAAGAUAUUCAACUCUUCAGCAGACCUUAAAAGACAUAUGAGAACACACACAGGAGAGAAACCUUAUAGCUGUGAUCAAUGUGGGAAGAAUUUUACUUCAUCUAGCCAGCUGACUAUCCACCAGAGAACACACACAGGAGAGAAACCUUAUCACUGCUCUGACUGUGGGAAGAGUUUUGUUUCAUCCAAAUAUUUAGAAUCACACCAGAGAACACACACAGGAGAGAAGCCUUAUAGCUGUGAUCAAUGUGGGAAGAGUUUUAGUCAAUCAAGCAACCUGAUGGUACAUUUGAGAACGCACACUGGAGAGAAACCUUAUAGCUGUGAUCAAUGUGGGAAGAGUUUUGGUCAAUCAAGCAACCUGAUGGUACAUUUGAGAACACACACUAGAGAGAAACCUUAUAGCUGUGAUCAAUGUGGCAAGAGAUACGCUGGUAAAAGAACUCUGAUUAAACAUCAGAAAGUACAUACAUGAAGGAGUUGUUUCAUGAUAUCAAUUAAAUAAUGUCACAAUGUUUUAA
Molecule: messenger RNA, 601 nt
Organism: Coregonus clupeaformis (lake whitefish)
Lineage: Eukaryota; Metazoa; Chordata; Actinopteri; Salmoniformes; Salmonidae
Product: zinc finger protein 664-like
Exons: 2
Coding region: 1-555 (184 amino acids)
Biological process (GO): regulation of transcription by RNA polymerase II
Molecular function (GO): RNA polymerase II cis-regulatory region sequence-specific DNA binding; DNA-binding transcription factor activity, RNA polymerase II-specific
Source: RefSeq, a predicted model, not a curated record